This is a messenger RNA of Pyricularia oryzae 70-15, 231 nucleotides long. RefSeq lists its product as uncharacterized. Bases 1 to 231 code for a protein of 76 amino acids. Lineage: Eukaryota; Fungi; Ascomycota; Sordariomycetes; Magnaporthales; Pyriculariaceae. The record is from RefSeq and is a predicted model, not a curated record. The transcript is spliced from 2 exons.
AUGAAGAUCGCCCUCCGCAUUAUUGUAAAGCAAAGUGGGAGGGAGGCUGGAGGGAGCAGACUCAGACAGAGUUUGUCCCUCAUUCUUUGCCUCUGCGUUUGUGAAUGGAUGAAGCCUGAUGACGUCGGCGCCAAAAACAGCACCAAGACCCCUGACAACGCGCAAUUCGUCGUGACCAGCGCGCUAGGACAGACGCGAUUGCGACGAACUUAUGGCACUGAGUCUUACUAG